AUGGUCAACGUCCUAGUUAUUGACGAUGGCGUCACGGUUGGAUCGACUAAAUCAAUGUCGACAUCGUCGUCGUCGUCGUCGUCGAAUACGACAACUACCAAUAUGACUGCAAAUAUACCAACAAUAUUAACAAAUUGUGAUGAUGACAAUAUAACAAUAAAACAACAACGACAAAAACCAUCAACCGCAACUAUUAGAUCGAUCCAACCAGUGAUAUCGUCAACAACAUCUUCUUUGACAACGACGGUAAAAACAACGUCAACGAUCAAUAAUAGUCAACAACGUUUAAACGCUAUUGGUUUGAUAACCAAUCGUAAUAAUAACAAUAGUAAAAAUAAUCAUCAUAAUACAUCUUCAGCAUCAAACACUGUAGCGAACAUAAACAAUGCAUCCAUGGAAACAAACCAUAAAGAUGGUGGUGGUGGUGGUAUCGAUACAGAUACAAAUCAUCAACAUUAUCGUCAUUCAUCCGCAUCAUCAGUGGCUGGCGGCGGUAGUGCUGGUAUUGCAUUUCGGCCUACCAAUUAUAUAUUAUUAAAUAAACUUCGUGUACAAUCAUCAUCAUCUCGUAUACGUCGAUCAUCAUCUUCUUCAUCAUCAUCAUCGCCAGCAACAAAUAUUGAUCCAUUGAACGCUAUCGUUACACAACAACAACAACAACACUGUAAUUGA
This is a messenger RNA of Dermatophagoides farinae (American house dust mite), 672 nucleotides long. Lineage: Eukaryota; Metazoa; Arthropoda; Arachnida; Sarcoptiformes; Pyroglyphidae. The record is from RefSeq and is a predicted model, not a curated record.